This is a messenger RNA of Pyrenophora tritici-repentis Pt-1C-BFP, 1170 nucleotides long. RefSeq names its product Lactonase domain containing protein. Lineage: Eukaryota; Fungi; Ascomycota; Dothideomycetes; Pleosporales; Pleosporaceae. The record is from RefSeq and is a predicted model, not a curated record. Gene Ontology annotation, molecular function: protein binding; 6-phosphogluconolactonase activity.
AUGCUGCCUUCGCAUCCUCUUCUUCUGCCGCUAUUCGGCAGCGUCGCCAGUGCGGCCAAUCUGUGGGCGAGCCACUACUCGGGUACAAUCAACUACCUCACGUUCAACGGCAAUAACCUGGCUUUGAGCAGCUCGAGUUCCACGGGUAACAAGCUGCCCAGUUGGCUCACAUAUGAUAAUGCUGGAAAGGGGCUGUACAUUGCCGAUGAGAACUUUAUCGGAAACUCCGGAGGAACUCUGACUUCCUUCUCCAUCGGGAACAAUGGCAGCUUGAGAUCAGCCGGAACCGCGCCUACACCUCAGGGUGUAGUUGCAAAUACUCUAUAUGGUGGUCCAGAAGGAAGAAGCUUCAUUGCGAAUGCUCACUACCAAACAUCGCAAUUGACGACUUUCAAGCUUCCGUUGAAUGGUGGUCAGCCCAUGCAAACAAUCAAAUACACUGGAAAAGGUCCCAAUACGGGCCGACAGGAAGCUGCACACCCACAUCACGCCUUUGUCGAUCCUACCGGAGAUUUCAUAGUCGUACCUGACCUAGGUGCUGAUGCAAUCCGCAUCCACAAGAUCAACCAUCAAACAGGCGCGCUUACAGACUGCGCUCCUGGCAAGCCAACUCCCGGCACAGGCCCAAGACACGGCGUUUUCUGGUCGCCAGCCGGCUCCUCACGCGUGCGCCGCGCAGAGGGCACAAUUCUUUUCAUUGCGAACGAGUUGACCAACAGCGUCUCCAGUUGGGCGGUGACGUACGCUCAGGGAGGUUGCAUGAGCCUGACCUUGAAGCAGACCUUGACGCCCUACCAGGGCAACACCACCGCCGUCUCUGGGACGAAGGUUGGUGAGAUCAGGGCCAAGGGAAACUUCCUCUACAACUCGAACCGAAACGACAAGAAGUUCUCGGGCAACGACUCAAUCACUCAGUACACCAUCUCUUCAACUGGAACCCUUACGUGGACUGAUAUUACGUCUUCGUAUGGCACGUACCCACGCACCUUCGACAUCAGCAAGGACGGUGCUUUUGUUGCCGUGGGCGAUCAGACAACCUCGAAUGUGGCCAUUGUGGCACGAGAUACGACUUCCGGCAAGCUAGGAAAACUGGUGGCUAACUUGAGGAUUGGUGCUGCUGGUAGGCCGGAGAACGAGGACGGUCUUAGCGCAGUGGUGUGGGAAAACUAG